AAAUCUUACCGCGCAGCCGUCGACUCACCAUCCACAUCACCAAGCAAAUCAUUCACCAUGGGUAAAGUUCACGGAUCUCUCGCCCGUGCCGGCAAGGUCAAGUCUCAGACUCCCAAGGUCGAGAAGCAAGAGAAGUCCAAGGUCCCCAAGGGCCGUGCUCUCAAGCGCCUCAAGUACACCCGUCGAUUCGUCAACGUUACCCUCACUGGUGGCAAGAGAAAGAUGAACCCCAACCCCGGCUCUUAAACGAUUGGUUAAAAACGACAAUAUGUGCGGAAUCGGGAAUGUUGGCUUGCGGACCACAACAAUGGUUGACUUCACUCAGUAAUGGGAUGAUGGAUUGGGUCGGGUCGCAUGGAAUAGGCUGAGCCCCCUUGAGAAUUAAAAAAGGAAAUGGCAAAGAAGCGCUACGACCCUACUCGGCGUCCGGUGUCAGUUGUCAAAUGCAACAACAUUUGUUCGCACAUUGUGCCGCGACGUGAAUGUCGGUGUUUCUGUCUAUGGUGAUAUCUGGUCUGCUUGGUGUUGGGCUGUCGUAGAGGAUUUCUGGGGGCAAAUUCGGCGAGUGACUCACGCCGGCGGAUGACAUCUACGAUUCUGGUGCCUCAGGAUCGCAACAAACCUUGUUCAAUGCCA
Fusarium graminearum PH-1 is the source of this 636-nucleotide messenger RNA. RefSeq lists its product as uncharacterized. The transcript is spliced from 4 exons. Gene Ontology annotation, biological process: translation. The record is from RefSeq and is a predicted model, not a curated record. Gene Ontology annotation, molecular function: structural constituent of ribosome. Gene Ontology annotation, cellular component: ribosome; cytosolic small ribosomal subunit. Bases 58 to 246 code for a protein of 62 amino acids. NCBI's taxonomy places the organism in Eukaryota, Fungi, Ascomycota, Sordariomycetes, Hypocreales, Nectriaceae.